UAUACUUCUAUCGAUUUCAUUUGCUCACCUGUGACGACUAAUCAUUCGUCAGUGACGUAAACUUUAGAUUCUAAAGGAUAUCUCGGCACAUGAAUCAAAACUUCCCCUCAACCUGUUGUGAUUUGUAUUCUUUCUCGGACCUCCGGGUAUGGAGGAGGCUGAGAGUCCGCCUGUGGUCAAGGGUGCUCUCAUACGCUGGCGCUGGAGAAAAGUCCUCAAAGAUCACAGCAGCAUAAAUGACCUUCGUCCUGUCCUACUGAAGAAGAAUGAAACUCAGUUCAAAAAGAGCCUGGAAGUUAUUAAAUCUCAGAAGCCGCCACCUGAGUCCAUCCACUGUUCAAAUUCAGGACAGACUAGACACAAGGCUUGUGUGAAAAAUGUGCCAUGUGCUGGCCGAGCACUCAGGAAUGCUUGCUUAUCCACUGGCCAGGAUAACUGGAAAGCACAUAUUAAACUGGCAAGAAUCAUCAGGAGGACAUAUAUCGGUCUGGAGCUGGUGGAAUGGCUGAUGGAUCACUGUGAAUUUAUACAGAACAGGGCAAUAGCUUCCAGAAUCUGGAACAUUCUCCUGGACUUGGGCAUUUUGCUCUCAGUGGAGCAGCAGGAUGGAUUCAAGGACUCUAGGUCUUUGUACCAGUUCACUUUUGAAGAAUGUGAGGCUCAGAGCUGUGAUUUCAGAAACCAGGCCAACUGGCAGAGUGCAGUGCAUCUGCUCCUGCAACAGCUGCCUCACGUUCAGCUCCGAGCUGGAACCCACAGAUGCUGUACAGAAAACACACCGAAAACUUCAGAUGUUUGUAAUUCUGUUCUUCAAAUGAGAGCAUUGGAGCAUCUCACCUCAACGGUGCAGAAUGAACUUCUUGUGGCUCUGGCUCGCAAGGCAAGGACUAAAUCAAUGAUCGAGACGAGCAGUCCAGAGCAAAAUACAGACACCCCACCACCUUCUCCAAGUCCUGCUGAGCUCAAGCAGGGCCCUGGAGUGGGUUCACAUGAUAGAGAGGACAUCAGACGAUUGGAGAUGGUCCAGAGAUUGGCCAAGGACGGAUGCCGCCUUUUACAUGGCCCACUCAGAGCUACUGAAAGGCCCGCCGAGCCCCCCGGUGACGCAGCAGUCCGUGUGUGCGAGCGAGAGCGGACCCACGAGGUGCUGCUUCCUCAGAGGACAACGUCACCCAGAUCUCCCCCCUCCCUCAUCUCCUCCUCCUCUUCAACCAGGAGGUACGCCGCGGUGCCCGCCACCCCUGAGAAGGUUCUGGAGCUCCUACUGGGCCACCUGAGGCUGGACGGAGAACAGAGGAACCCGCAGAGCAGAGAGAGAGAGAAUCUGUUGGAUGACUUCCUGCUCACGUACCCUGUGUUCAUGUCCACCAGUGACCUGUGCCAAGCAUUACUUGCACACUAUUGUUUAAAAAAAGGACAGAUGAAAGAAGAAGGGAGUGAGACUCUGCUCAGGAAGCGAAAAGUCCUGCACCUGCUCUCCCAGUGGAGCUCGCUGUGCACAGACCUGCCGCAGGAUGACGAGCACGCCAAACUGUUCCUCAAGACCCUGUACAGAUAUGUUCUAGAUGAUCUUUAUGAGUUCCCCUUCCUGGAGAAGGAUCUCAAAGAACUUCAGAAACUUCUGCGGAUGCAACGCAGACACACUGUAGAUGAGUACUCUCCGCAAAGCAAGAAUAAAGCUCUCGUCCAUCAGUUGAGUCUGAAGGAGAGUUGGCACCCCAUGAGAGGAGCUCAAAGGGAGAGAAAGGAAGUGCUGUGUCGUGUGUACGUGACCAUAGACUCAUACGUGAGUGUAAAGACACACAGUGAGGUGUGUGUGCAGGAACUGCUGGGGACUGUGGCAGAAAGGCUCGACUGCCCUGAGGAUGACAUGGUGCUUGUCGCUGUCACAUAUACUGCAGAUAAGGUUCUGCUUCAGUCUGAUCAGUGUGUAUUCUCAGCUUCACUCAGUGCUGCUGACAGGCUGCACGUUUGCAGAAGAGACCUGACUGAGAUCAUGAGUCCCUUCACCGAUAACGGUCAGCUGCAGCAGCGGUCAGUGAAGAUGCUGAGCAUGAACACAUGGGAUGUAGCCGUAUCGCUCACCAACUGUGACUGGAGUCUCUUCAGGAACGUCCAUGAGCAAGAGCUGGUGUAUUUUACACUGAGCCGCGAUUCAAGCACUAGCCACACGGUGGCGCUGGAGCAGCUGUUACAGCGCUGUAAUGAGACUCAGCAGUGGGUGAUGACUGAAGUGCUUCUGUGUCCGACCCUCUGCAAACGUGUGCAGCUCUUCAAGAAAUUUAUCAAGAUCGCAGCACACUGUAAAGCACAGAUGAACCUGAACUCAUUUUUUGCUAUCAUUAUGGGAUUGAACAGUCCAGCUGUCAGUCGACUCACUCAGACAUGGGAGAAAGUCCCUGGGAAGUUCAGGAAGCUGUUCUCCGAGCUGGAGAGCCUGACAGACCCUUCUUUAAACCACAAAGCCUACAGAGAUGCCUUCAGGAAGAUGAAAUCUCCCAAGAUCCCAUUCCUACCUCUGCUUCUGAAAGAUAUUACCUUCAUUCAUGAGGGCAACAAAACCUUUCUCGACAACCUGGUUAACUUUGAUAAGCUACACAUGAUAGCAGACACAGUGCGGAUUAUAAGGCAGUGUCGGACAAAUCCUAUGGGAAACAUGCUGUCCCAGAAGGACAGUGUAGAGGUGAGAACAUACAUCAACUACCUGCACGUCAUCGACAAUCAACAGAUCCUCUUUGAGCUCUCACACAGACUGGAGCCCAGGACAUAGAACAACUCAACACAUGGGUCCCAAUCCACUUCUGAAAGAGAGAAGGAUAUAACUGCAGGCAGAGAUCCAAAAAGUGGUGGGAGCUCCAAACUAACAGCAAAGAUUUAGUGAGACCCUAACCAAACUCUUUCCCUAACCCUAACCGUGAGUGGAAGUGACACCCCUUUUGGAGUUGCCACAUCCCACUUUUAGAGUAACCAUGCCCUCUUUUGGAGAUUCCACCCCCUUUUGGAGAUCUCUGGCCUGCAGCUAUACCUACUUGAAAGAGAGAGGACAAAAUGCUCCCUCUAACUGAAGCUGUGAUGAUCAAGUCAUCCACCAGGGGGUGACACACCCACAUCAACCUCAAAGACCAGAGGCAGAGAGUAUUGCACAGCCAAAGAAAUCUGUCUCUCUGCAAGUAAUAGUACACAAGUACACAGGUAAAAGGUAUAGUUCACCCCAAAUUGGAAAUGCAUUUAUCAUUUACUCACCCUCAUGUUGUUCCAAACCUCUAUGACUUUUUCUGCAUGGAAGAAAGUAAGUCAUAAAGGUUUGGAACAACAUGUUGCUGAGUAAAUGAUGACAGCAUUUUCAUUUUUGGGAACUAUCCCUUUAAGUUAUGUGAAGAAACUGAAUCAUGCAAAACUGUGAUAUGUAAAAUUGGCUUCUGAAAGAGCAAGACAUCUGCAAAACAGCUACAACAGGUAUGAACAAUUAAAAUGAUCCAGUAUUCUAUAAGUUACAGUAAAAACACAUAAUGUUGGGAUUCCAGGUGGUGUUUUUGUACAGUGCUUUUUAACUCAGUAGUUUAGAACAGAAUGUUAGUAUUUUGAUCCGGUCCACAAACUGUAAAAACAUAUAAUUUCUAAAGUAAUUUAGAACCAUAGGAGUUUUAUUUAAUUAAUUUUUUUUGCAUAUACAUAUAUGGGAAAAUCAUGGGUACAUACUCAUAAUUUGAGCUACAUGCACAAAUCACAAAACAGUGUAAUUCUAACUAUUUGUAGACAAUCAGAAAAAUAUGCCAAUCCAGCACACUGUAUUUAGGUACAGCAUUGCUACAACAAGCAAUAGUAGAAGUCUAGAAUUAGUAGAAACAGUGGUGAUCUUUUGCUGGACUUUACUAAUAAUAUACUAUAAGAACAUCUUAAAUCAAACCUUGAAAUAAUACAUAUCUUAAAAAUAAAUCCUGUACUGUAGGGCAGGGAUUUUCAAACUGGGGUCCUGCUAGGGGGUCCGUGGAAAAUAAUAAAAACAAAAAAAUUAAAACGUGUAAAAAUGUUAAAAAAAAAAACACCAAAACAAAAGAAUUUGACACUGUUACUGUUUCAUUCUGCUUUCUGAAGACUGGUUGGAAAUCAGAAGAUUUUUAUGAUUAUUUUAUUCUAUUGACAGCCCUAGUUUUAACUAUUAGAAAUAAUAAUAAUAACAAAUCUGCAUAUAGGUUUGUGUUAAAAAUAUUUAUUGAACCUUUAACAGUCACCUUUAGCUUGCUCACUGGGUGUUAUUAGACCAUAAUUUCAGUAAAGGUGCUCUGGAAUAAUAUUUAUUGUGAAAGCGCCAUAAAAAUCAUUUGAAUUUAAUUGAAAAUGUAUCUCUUAAAGGAAUAAUCCGGGUUCAAUACAUGUUAAGCUCCAUUGACAGCAUUUGUGGCAUGAUAUUGAUUACCAUAAAAAUAUAUAUUGACUCCUCCUUUUCUUUAAAAAAGGUAAAAUCGAGGUUCCAGUGAGGCACUUACAAUAGAAGUGAAAGGGUUAAAUUUUGGAGUGUUUAAAGGAAGAAAUGUGAAGAUUAUAAUUGUAUAAAAGCACUAUUCUUCUGUUGAAACUCAUGUAUUAUUUGAGCUGUAAAGUUGAUUAAAUCAUCAUUUUUACAGUUGUUUCAGGGUUUGUUGACAUUACAAAGAAAUUUGAUAUAACUUUAGACAGUAAAGGUUAGUAAGUGAUUUUAUCACACUAAAAUUAUGUUAACACGCAUAGUUUUUAUGUCUUGUGGCUAUACUUCUGAAACAGUGAGUAUUUUAAUGUUUAUGGAUUGGCCCCAUUCACUUCCAUUGUAAGUGCCUCACUGGAACCCAGAGUUUUGCUUUUUUUUUUUCAAGAAAAGGAUGGAAAAGUCCAAAAUUAUUUUUUGUGGUAAUAAAUAUUAUGCCACAAAUGCUGUCAGUUGAGCUUAACUUGUAUUGAACCGGGAAUAUUCCUUUUAGGCUUCUACACAAUUGACCCCUGCUGUAGGAAACCCAGAGUCUUGUAAUAGGUUUUAAUGUGUUGGUUUACAUGCUUGAUCAGGUUCACUAUACUGUAAUUCUGUUAUAACUUAUUUUGCAAACCAUUAUAGAAAUAAUUAAACAAAACUUCAGGACUUUAUUGGAGAAGCCAAACUGCUUUACCCCUGACAGAGCUCAGAAAAAAAACAAGUGUAUAGAUUUUGUUGUACAAUGUAUAGUUGUACUUGUGAGAAAUAUUUAUUAAACAAUAGAUUUUUUUCCUGAUUCAGUGGGGAAUAAGACACAUCAGUUGUAAACACAAAGAAAAGAUGUAAUGUUGUACUGUAUAUGUGAUUAGAUGGACUGAAACAGUGACGUGCACAGACUUUAGCAGGGACAAGCUCAGAAGGAUAAAAAAGGGCACUGUUUUUUUUUUUUUUUUUUUUUUUUUUUUUUUGAAUGAGUAGUAAUUAUAUAUACUUAACUAAUUCCUUUGCUUUGAGUAUUUAACCAUUUUCUUGUAUAUACAGUACAUACUGUACAUAAUUUUGUCCCACUUUUCCUUUAUCACAAAUAAUAGCCUAUUCUGUUAUAUUUCUCACAAAAAACACCAUGGUAAUACACUUGUUUAUUUAUUUAUUUUCAGACAUGGUCUGUGAUAACCCCAUGUUUAUGGCAUGUGUCAUUGUAAAACCAUGGUAUUUUUUUAAAGUACCUUGGAGUGCCAUGACAGUAUCAUGAAAUAUGAACAUUGUCAAUCAGUUUCUUGUCUCAUCACUCUUUUCACUUUCUCUCAUCUCUACUCCCUCACUUCAUACUGUCAUCUCUGCUGAGUCCACUCUGACCACGUCAUCACCUUUAUAUAACUGACACUUCUUAUAUUACUUUCUCUUCAUUUCUUUUAAUAUUCAUAUAAAGAUAUUUUACUGUAUUCUGUCAUUAAUAUUUAUAAAUAUACAGGACCUUAACCCAAUAAUACGGCAGAACCAUGGUACAAUAAUGGUGUCAAGAUGGUACCAUGUUUUUUGAAUGGUUAUCAUGGUAGCCUACAUGUCCAAAAAAUGGUAAUGGUAUUUUUCUGUAAGUGACUAGUCUAAUGGCUUAUUAGUUUCAACAAAACCAAACUGGCUUUGGUUUUCAGACAGCUCCUUCAGUUUAUGUCAAUAUUCUAUAAAAGACUAAUUUAAUUUAUAUCACUGUAAGCGUCACAACCACUUCCAUUAUAACGAAUAAAUCUGUCUACACCGCAGGUGCGUGAUGUCGGAAAUGUGGUAGCAAUCGAGUAUUAUUCUUUAGAUGAAAUUACAACACAAAACAUGCAGUGGACAUUUUGUCUGACCUGUUACUCAUCUGAGGUAAUGGCUCUUCGAUGCUCUGGGGCAAAUUCAAAACUGCAUUUUUUGCUUCCUUGAAGGGCUCUGCUGCAGGAGGGGACGCCGCUUGAAAGCUCGUUCAAAACAAAAGUGAAAAAAAAUCUUUUCUCGAAGGGCACAAGACAGUUAGCAAAGGGUACAUUCACUCAGUAAUGCCAUGUUUCCUUCAGAAUACCCAGUUCAAGGGCUCUGCACUUUGGAGUGAGUAUAGGGCAUAGGGAGGAUCACUUGCAAUUGGAAUCCGCCCCCGAUUAAUAUCCAUUAACACGCCCGUGAUUUACAAAGAAAUCUCCUAAUAUUUAUUUGACUGUUUAACUUUUAAUUUCAUCAUUAAAAUUUCUCCCAUUUUUCUGGAUGACCAAAACGGCACCUUUAGAUUUGUGAACGAAAGGGGCAGGGGCUUUUGCCGUUCUGUGCACGUCACAGGUCUGAAGGAUUUGGCAACGCCAUUGAUUGACCAGUCUGAUUGUUAAUACAUGUGCGGUUCACAUGUAAACUCUGUAAAUACACAAAGAUGGAUUUUUUAAUAAAGAAUAAAAAAACAGGCCAUAAAGAAAUGGCAAGGUGUGCAUCUCACCUUCAGAAACAUAAUUUGUUAGCAGUGACUGACUGUAGCUGCUUUUUGCACUUUUCUUUGUCAAGAGCCUGACAUUAAA
Messenger RNA from Myxocyprinus asiaticus (Chinese sucker), 6984 nucleotides. RefSeq names its product rap guanine nucleotide exchange factor 5-like. Gene Ontology annotation, molecular function: guanyl-nucleotide exchange factor activity. Gene Ontology annotation, biological process: Ras protein signal transduction; positive regulation of GTPase activity. The transcript is spliced from 26 exons. The coding region runs from base 149 to 2770 and encodes 873 amino acids. The record is from RefSeq and is a predicted model, not a curated record. NCBI's taxonomy places the organism in Eukaryota, Metazoa, Chordata, Actinopteri, Cypriniformes, Catostomidae. Gene Ontology annotation, cellular component: plasma membrane.